This is a messenger RNA of Cladophialophora bantiana CBS 173.52, 3042 nucleotides long. RefSeq lists its product as uncharacterized. The record is from RefSeq and is a predicted model, not a curated record. Gene Ontology annotation, molecular function: protein binding; phosphoric diester hydrolase activity. Gene Ontology annotation, biological process: lipid metabolic process. Lineage: Eukaryota; Fungi; Ascomycota; Eurotiomycetes; Chaetothyriales; Herpotrichiellaceae. The transcript has 5 exons. The coding region runs from base 1 to 3042 and encodes 1013 amino acids.
AUGCAGCCAGUUUCCUCAACUACAAGGCUCUCAAAAGGGUGUGGCAAAGUUCAUGUAUUCGUUAGAGAAGACGCUGCUCACUAUGCCCUCCAGCUCAUCAAGCAACUCAGUGCUACACCUACCAUCAGUGCGCAAGGAGGUCCCGCAACCCUCGACGCACAGGCUGCUCUAAGAGCGAAUAAAGAGGUCUUCUUUUUUCGGCUGGAACGUGAGAUAGAAAAAGUCAACGUGUUUUACCUCCAAAAAGAGGCAGAGUUUUCGCUUCGUCUAAAGACAUUGCUUGACAAGAAACGAGUCAUACAAGCGAGAAUAGCAGCCAGCUCCAGACUCUCUGCUAGUUUCGCGACGUUAGUCGAGGGGUUUCAACAGUUUGACAAUGAUCUCAACAAACUUCAACAAUUUGUCGAAGUCAACGAAACCGCAAUUUCAAAAAUUUUGAAAAAGUCAAGAACGAAAGAGAUAUACUUGCAACGAGCUGUCGAAAUCCAGCCAUGCUUCAACCGCGACGUGCUUCGGGAUCUCUCAGACCGAGCCACAACAGCGAGACUCGAUUUGGAGGCAUGGGCUGAGGGCGAGAAUAUUCAGUAUGAGGUUUCUAGGCAACAGGAUCGCAUGAUUGGACAACGCGUGGGCACCGAAGAGAGUGACAUUGACAUUCAGAUUCUCCAAGCCUCUGCCGCUGGCAACAUUGGCGCCCUACGCGAAUGGUUUGCCAGACUAGGCAACUCUCUAGACGCACGCGACCGUUUCACUAGGAUAUUCCUCGCUACCAUCUCUGAGGCACCUGAUGAUUCUUUGAUUCUAUUCCUGAACUCUGGCCUGGUCGAUAUUCACGCCGAAGAUGACAUUAACGAACGGAAUUGUUUGCACGAAGCGGCAAUUUACGGCAAAGAUAUUGUUUUGGACUAUGGUCUCGAUCAUGGAGUUGAUCUGACCCGUUUGGAUGUUUAUGGUAGGGUAGCGUUGCAUUAUGCAUGCCUGAGAGGACGACUUGCAAUGGUCGAGAAAUUAUUGGCAGCAGGACCGAACACAAUCGACAUGAAGGAUCAUGACAACUUCACGCCGUUGAUCCACAGCAUUGUCCGUCACCGGGUCGACUGUGUUCGCCUUCUCCUCGCAAACAAUGCACGGAUCGACCCACAAUCUGACGCAGAUCAUAUUCCCUUGAACUUGGCCUGUCAGCAUGGGUCUAUCGAAGUUGCAACCUUGUUGUUAGAAAGAAACGCAAAACUUCUUCCUGAUGCAGAAGGCCUUUUCCCUCAACAUCUCGUGGCUCGAUCGAGCCAAAAAGCCGAUCUUCUUCUGAUUCUACGACAACAUGGAGCAGAUCUGAACCAGCGCGAUAAGUUGUACCAAUGGACACCACUGUUUCAUGCCGCAAGCGAAGGUCGAGUCGAGUGCUUGCGGGUAUUGCUCGAAAAUGGUGCUGAUCCCGAGGCGCUGGACGAAAAGGGCCUUACAGCAAUGUAUUAUGCGACAUGGGAAGGUCACCUUGAAUGUAUGGAACUUCUCUGGGAGCAGAGCAGCCAUCACCGGGCCGAACGCAGGUCUUCCACGAUGCUAGGAGCAGUGGUCCCUCCUCAUAGCCAGAUGCUCGCAAUGGAGAUCACCCCAGAAGAGCCUACAGGAGCUGAUGCCGAUGGUAUCCCUGAUCUGUCGCUGCCGCCACCAAUUAUACCUCUGCGCCGCUAUGGACAUAACUUCCUCGACACGAAAACCUUCAUUGCCCUCAACUUUGACCGUACGUCGAAAGCUAUACAAUUCUUCAAUGAAGCAAGGUAUCCUGCCGCUCGCUUGACCAUAUCUUCGAAGACGUCCGACCUCAUUCCUCGCAAUUUGAUGCUACCUAUACAGGAGGACGCUAGGUCUGUCUACUUCCAGGUGGAUAAUCUCAGCGCCUUCUCUGUGGAUUUCGAAAUCUACCCGACCUUUGGAUCCAAAGUGAUAGCCAAGUCGGUCGCCCUUCCGGAUGUUUUUCGCGCCAUCGAGAGCAGCGCUGGCACGUGUUGUCUUCCACUGUUUGACCCGCGGCUUCGGUCGGUGGGUCAGAUACAGUUCGAUUUCCAAGUCAUCAAGCCGUACAAGGGUACUCCGCUUGAGAUUACACAGUUCGCACCAUACUGGAAGGCCACGAGCGCCUUAGACGAUCACGGCGGACUUGUGACAGGCUCGAGUCUCUCUGGAGACUACCUCAGACUAACGAUACAGCUUACCCGGGACGGUAUUCCAGUAAGCCAUCCAUCUUAUUUUGUGACAUACAACAGCCUCGACGUCUCGCUCUGUCAGCUCAAAUACGAAGUCCUGAUGAAACUUGGGAUGGCUAGCGGCCUUCUCAAUAGCGAUGGGACGCCGAUACUGGAAAGCAUGGAUAUCAUCGAAUGGCGAGACCGCCUGUCUGGCUCAGUCUUUGCCCUCCACGAGAUCCUAACAGCGGUACCGCCGCACAUCAACCUCAAUCUGCACGUGCUUUAUCCGACAAACCAUGAGGAUCUCAAUCUGGGCGUCUAUUCGAACAUUGACAUCAACACCUUCGCGGAUGCGAUUCUGACCGAAGUCUUUGAUCACGCGAGAGCCUUGCGCGCCCAAUCCGCAGACCUGACUCGUUCCAUUGUCUUCUCUUCAUUCAACAGCAACGUCUGUACCGCCCUGAACUGGAAGCAACCAAACUUCCCGGUCUUACUCUGCAACGAUUUAGGUGGCGUGCACAACGCCUACCAAUCAUCCGCAAAUCUGCUCAAACCAGCCUCUCGACGGGGGACGUCAAUCAAGGAGUCUGCGCGCUUGGCACAGCUAAACAACUUCAUGGGGUUGACCUGCUCUUCACGGAUUUUGCAGAUGGUGCCUGCUUUGACGGAAACCAUCAAACAGGCUGGGCUAGUGCUUGUAUCUGAUGCCUCGGCGGACGACGAUAGUGGGGCCCAACAGCAGUCUCACUUGCCAGGGCAAGCGCAGGGCUCGGGCUUCGCCAUGAUACCGGAGGGCGUCAGCGGGGUUAUGAAGACGAACGGCAUUCUACGAUUCAACGAGACGGUCGACAUGUGA